GCGUCUCCUCUGCGGCGGCGCCCCCCGCUCCGCGUCCUCCCGGGCGGCGGCGGCGGCGGCGACCGGGGAGCCGGAGAGGAGGAGCGGGCCCCGGGGAAGCGGGAGAGACGAGGUGAAGAGGCUGCUGGCCCUGGCGCGGCAGGAGCGCUGGAGACUGACAGCUGCUGUUGGCUUUCUGACAGUUUCCAGUGUCAUCACCAUGUCAGCCCCUUUCUUCCUGGGGAAAGUUAUCGAUGUAAUUUAUACAAAUCCCACUGGAGAUGUCACCGACAGCCUGACCAACCUCUGUGCCUUGCUAAGUGGAAUUUUUGUGUGUGGUGCUGCUGCUAAUGCUAUUCGUGUCUACCUCAUGCAGACUGCAGGACAAAGAAUUGUGAAACGACUGAGAGCAACUAUGUUCUCUUCUAUUCUGAAGCAAGAAGUUGGGUUUUUUGACAAAACCAGCACAGGAGAACUGAUUAACCGCUUGUCUUCAGACACAGCACUGUUGGGCCAUUCCGUGACCGAAAACCUUUCUGAUGGACUAAGAGCAGGAGCUCAGGCAUCAGUUGGGGUUGGAAUGAUGGUUUUUGUUUCUCCAAAACUUGCUGCAUUUGUUCUGAGUGUUGUGCCCCCUCUGGCUAUCAUAGGUUUGAUUUAUGGAAGAUAUCUGCGAAAACUUACUAGAAUGACCCAGGAUUCCCUUGCAGAAGCAACACAGUUAGCUGAAGAACGUAUCGGAAACAUAAGAACUGUUCGAGCUUUUGGGCAGGAGAUGACUGAAAUGGAGAAGUAUACAAGCAAAGUUGAUUACGUGCUGCAAUUAGCUAAAAGAGAGGCAUUAGCUCGGGCAGGCUUCUUUGGUGCAACUGGGCUUUCUGGGAACAUGAUUGUCCUUUUGGUUCUGUACAAAGGAGGAUUACUGAUGGGUAGUGCCCACAUGACUGUUGGUGAACUCUCUUCCUUCUUGAUGUAUGCAUUCUGGGUUGGAGUUAGCAUUGGAGGUUUGAGCUCUUUCUAUUCUGAGCUUAUGAAAGGAUUAGGAGCUGGAGGACGUCUGUGGGAACUUAUUGAAAGAAAGCCAGAGCUUCCAUUUAAUGAUGGAAUUGUAUUAAACAAAGACAUGUUCAAAGGUGCUUUGGAAUUCAAAGAGAUCCACUUUGCAUAUCCAACACGUCCAGAAAUUUCACUUUUCCAAGACUUCAGCCUUUCCAUUCCGGCUGGCUCUGUUAUGGCAUUGGUUGGCCCAAGUGGCUCAGGCAAAUCAACCAUUGUAUCUCUUCUGUUGAGGCUGUAUGAUCCCAUCUCAGGUACUAUCACCGUUGAUGGCGUUGAUAUCCGUCAAUUGAAUCCACUCUGGUUCAGGACUAAAAUUGGAACAGUGAGUCAGGAACCAAUUCUGUUCUCCUGUUCUAUUGCUGAAAAUAUUGCCUAUGGUGCCGAGGACCCUUCUAUGGUAACUGUUGAAGAAAUCCAGAAAGUUGCUGAAAUAGCUAAUGCUGCCAGUUUCAUCAGAGACUUUCCAGAAGGAUUCCACACUUUAGUUGGAGAAAAAGGUGUUCUCCUUUCAGGUGGGCAGAAACAACGAAUUGCAAUUGCUCGAGCGCUGCUCAAGAAUCCUAAAAUUCUUCUUCUAGAUGAAGCAACAAGUGCUUUGGAUGCUGAAAAUGAGUAUCUAGUGCAAGAAGCUCUAGAUCGGCUUAUGGAAGGGAGGACAGUCCUAAUUAUUGCUCAUCGUCUGUCUACCAUUCAGAAUGCUGAUUCUGUUGCAGUUCUUGACCAAGGCAGAAUUAUUGAAUGUGGAAAACAUGAGGAACUUCUUGCAAAUCCAAAUGGACUUUUCAGGAAACUAAUGAAGAAACAAGCUUUUCUUCAGAAUAGUAAAACUUUUGCAUUAAAUGUGUAAAAUCCAGAGAAAAGGAAUUUUUAAAAGAAAAUAUGUGAAAGGAAGUAUAAGGAAUAGAAAUUUACAAACUACAAAGAAUAUAACUUGUUUCUAGUUAUGUAAAGUAAAUGUUAUAUUUUUUCCAAAGUGUACAAAAUAUCAUUUUGAAAUGUAGAUGUGUUUAAACUUUUUAUUCAGAGAUUUUUAAUAAUUAUUGUAACUUUUUAAAUGUCCACACCACUGAAAUUGUUUUCAAAGUGUAUAGAUUCUUCUGCUUUGUGGUAACUUAAUUGAUUCAGUAUGGCAUUUUCUCUAUUUUAACUCACUGUAUAGCAAUGAACUCUAUUCUCAAGCAAGUUCCUAAUUUUAGGGAAAUUAGAAAUCCAGAACCUGGUAACUUCACCACCACCAUCUCUUGCGUACCAGGGACCUUUUGUUUUCUGGGCUUGUCACUGUACUUUGACUUUAAAAGACUGAAGUUCAGAAUUGUGUGACAGAAGUGGCAGGAGAAAAACUCUUCAGUCUCCUUUUUCACAUGCUGCUUUUUUCUCUUCCCUUUCAAAAUAAAACUGGAAGUUGAGGGGUGUAAUC
Mauremys reevesii (Reeves's turtle) is the source of this 2455-nucleotide messenger RNA. It is a transcript of the gene ABCB10, whose product is annotated as ATP binding cassette subfamily B member 10. The coding region runs from base 200 to 1885 and encodes 561 amino acids. Gene Ontology annotation, biological process: transmembrane transport. Lineage: Eukaryota; Metazoa; Chordata; Testudines; Geoemydidae. The transcript is spliced from 13 exons. The record is from RefSeq and is a predicted model, not a curated record. Gene Ontology annotation, molecular function: ABC-type oligopeptide transporter activity; ATP hydrolysis activity; ATP binding. Gene Ontology annotation, cellular component: membrane.